Messenger RNA from Bombina bombina (fire-bellied toad), 1475 nucleotides. It is a transcript of the gene ATF4, whose product is annotated as activating transcription factor 4. The transcript has 3 exons. NCBI's taxonomy places the organism in Eukaryota, Metazoa, Chordata, Amphibia, Anura, Bombinatoridae. Gene Ontology annotation, biological process: regulation of transcription by RNA polymerase II. Gene Ontology annotation, cellular component: ATF1-ATF4 transcription factor complex; ATF4-CREB1 transcription factor complex; nucleus. The record is from RefSeq and is a predicted model, not a curated record. Gene Ontology annotation, molecular function: DNA-binding transcription activator activity, RNA polymerase II-specific; RNA polymerase II transcription regulatory region sequence-specific DNA binding. Bases 359 to 1387 code for a protein of 342 amino acids.
UUCACAGCUGGGAAUGAAAGAGGGAACAUAGUACAAGUGACGUGCGCGCCGCCACCGCCAGCUCAUCCCCGCAAGACCUUCCACAAUCACACAGCCUCCCAGUAAACGGAUUAGCUUUACACCUGUUCUGUUCUCUGCGCCGCCGCGGUUGGAUGUGGACAACCAUGGCGGAAUAGCAACAGCGGCCGGCGGCUCCUUCCUCCCAGGGCCAGUGCAAGGCAGCAGCACCCAUCGGCGCUGAAAGCACCGGGCAACUGCAGAACCAUGGCGCUCUCCAAGGCAUCCCGCAGCAGCAUUGCUGUAAUAGAGAAAGAAAGCUUGAAAUCCAUCUUACUGCUCCAAGCCUUGAUACUUAAAGAUGAGUCUGUUAAACGACGAAAUGUUGAUGGGGGACUUUCUGUCCCCCUUCAACCAGCCGUUUUUGGCGGCUGAGGAAAGUUUGGGUCUCUUAGAUGACUGCAUUGAGGUCCCCGGGUGCCUCCCAUCGCAUGGGUUCUCCAGCGACAAGGCUAAGGAUGGCGUCUUCAACCUACUGCCUGCAGCUGAACCCUUGGGCAGUUUUCAAGGGGACGCCUUUUCUGGCAUGGAUUGGAUGGUGGAAAAGAUGGAUCUGAAGGAGUUUGAUUUUGAUUCCCUGCUUGGGAUAGAUUUAGAAUCCACCGUCUCACCAGACGAGCUCAUGGCCACGUUGGAUGACUCGUGUGAUCUCCUAGAGGACCCUCCUUUCACAAUGGUGCUCGGCGAUUAUAUGCCACACAAAAUCUCUCUCCCAGAAUCUCCACUGGAAGCUGAUCAAGUGGCCCCAGUAAACCCAAAAUUAGAAGAGUCCCUCCUCUCUAGCCCUGAUCAUUCCUUUAUCUUAGAAGUAGGCAGCGAGGUAGAUGUUGCUGAAGAUGAAAAGAAAUUGACAUUGGUGUACACUUACGAAUCUGUGAAGUGUGAAAAGGAAGAUUCCUCAGAUAACGAUAGUGGUAUUUGUAUGAGUCCUUCAUCUGAUUUAGAAUCUUCCCAGCAAAGCCCAACAUUUACAUUAGAAUACCCCAGUAGUGUUCCGUCCCCCCCUUCUUCCCCAGUCUCUGAGAGACCCAAACCAUACGAUCUUCCUUCUAAGGACAAAGAAGUGUUGGCGAAGGUAAAACAAGUUGGCGGGCCGAUAAAAACAGACAAAAAGAAGAAAAAAAUGGAGCAGAACAAAACGGCUGCCACUCGCUACAGGCAGAAGAAAAGAGCAGAGCAAGAGGCAAUAUCUGGAGAGUGUAGAGAACUAGAGGCGAAAAAUGAUGCCCUGAAUGAAAAGGCAGAUUCCAUAGCAAAAGAGAUCCAGUAUUUGAAAGAUUUGAUCGAAGAAGUGCGGAAGGCCAAAAGCAAACGAGCAAACAGUUCUUGAGUAGGAAGAAAAGUUAGAGCGUUGUAUAUAGACAUCAUUUGGUUAAUAUUGUCAGGAUGGAUGCUUAAUAAAUUAUUUUAUAGUGAAA